AUAAAGACCUCAGAGUUUUUAUAUUUAAAAAUCAAUAAAUCAAAAUUCAAUAAAAAAAUUUAUUUAAAAAAAAAUAGUCAUCAUGUUACCUAUCAAGCCUACAUUAAAACUCGAUAUUAUUGGAAAUCUUGGAUUGCAACCUGAAAAGGCUACCGAUUACUUUGUGGAAUCUGUUCAACAAAACAAAUUAUUUGUAAAACCACCCAAUUGGGAUUCGCCUGGAAAUGGUGUCGAAUUGUUAGCUCUCCAAAAUGAACGGGAACACGUGAAAAUGCUUCAACUUCAAGAAGAAAUGCUUGACAAUGCAAGACGUCAAGGCAUAAUUAAUUCAAAUCGAAUUGAUGAGCUUUUUAGCUUACAAGAUCAAACUCGAAAACGUUUUAUUGAGGCAAAUAAUUUUUUCAAAGAUUGUGACGAAAAGAAAAAAUUCGCAGAGUCUAAGGUUUCUGAAGAGAAGCAACUUCAUGUUGAGUUGAAGAAAUCUAUAAAUGCUUACAAGAAUAAUAAUUGUAUUUUGUCUAAAUUUCGUGAGGUUCUUCAAAAAGUAGUUAAAGAUUUUGAACCAUUUGAGGUUGUUAUCCAAGAAGUUGUUUCUUCGCCAGAUAAUAAUUGGUCCUCAAUCAAGGAUUGUAUGGAUGGAUGUGAUGCAUUGAUGAUGACACAAGUCGAAGUAUCCGAACUUCAAAAGAAUAAACUUCAAGAAAUCGAAGAAAUACGGCUUCAAAUGAUAAAAAUAACAAACGAAGCUAUGCUCACAGUUCUAGGUCUUAAUAAUGAACUCUCUGAGCUCGAAAGGGCUUACGCACAGACCCGAUCUGAAUGCUUGAAGCUAGAAAAUAUAAUCGCAAAUACAAAAGAUUGUAUAAUUGAGAAUACAUUCACAAAGACUAGAAUAGUUGAUGAAAUUUAUAUCAUGUACAGAUUGCUGUGCAAACGUAGAGGUCUUAGUACAGUGAUAAACAAAGAUGAAAUUGAAAAGCUAUGCGACUUCAUAAAAGACGAAAUCGGAAUCAUUCAAGGUGUCAUAAAAGAAUGUGUAAAAACAAAAUAUAAUUGGACCAGAAGUAAAAGUAUGUCGGAAAUAUCUGGUCAUUGCGCCCAACAAAGUUUGAGCAUUGGAAAUACUUUGGUGUCAACUCUUUUGCAUACUCUACUCGCUGCUCAAUGUUCUAUAUCACCGCCUGAACUCUGGCCAAAAGAUUAUGGCCCAACGUACAUUGAAAAUGGCAGCGUAGAUACUUAUGACUUUGUAGUAAUUGGAGCUGGAACAGCUGGUUCUAUAGUUGCAAGUCGUCUAAGUGAGAAUCCGAAAUGGAAAGUCUUGGUACUGGAAGCGGGUGGAGAUCCUCCAAUCGAAACAAUGAUACCGGCUGUGUAUUUUAAUGUUCAACAUUCAAAGUAUAAUUGGAAUUAUUACACCGAACCGGAUGGUAAAAGCUGUAUGGGUUAUAAAAAUCAAGUCUGUUACUGGCCAAGAGGCAAAAUGAUUGGUGGCAGUGGGGCUAUCAAUGCCAUGAUGUAUGUGCAAGGAACAAAAGAAGAUUACGAUAAUUGGGAGCGCCAGGGAAAUCAAAAUUGGGCGUGGAAAGAUGUUCGUCCAGUAUUUGAGAAGUUUCUUCAGAGCAAUGAUUCCGAGUCAAAAGGUUCAGCCUGUGUUAACGAUUUCGGAGUAAACUAUUCCGAAAUUCGAGAGAUGUUAUUCAAUGGAGCUGAAGAAUUGGGUGUUCCCAAACUUGAAACUCUAAAAGAAGGUGCUUUUAUUGGAUACACUGCAUUAAAGGGAAACACUAAAAAUGGGGUUCGAGGAAGUACUGGUAAAAGUUAUCUAGCAAAGGGCAAAGAUAGACAAAAUCUUCAUGUGAUUAAGAAUGCUAUAGUUACGAAGAUUAAUUUUGAUGGUGAGGGAAAUCAAGUUACAGGGGUAACAUUUGUGUACAAUGAUCAACAAGAACUAUCAGUAAAGAUUGAUAAAGAAGUUAUUUUAUCGGCUGGAGCUAUAGAUUCUCCAAAAAUUCUUAUGCUCUCCGGAAUUGGACCAGUAGAACAUCUCGAAAGUAUUGGUAUACCAGUUUUAAGAAACCUUCAAGUCGGUGAUAAUCUUCAAGAUCAUGUUAUGGUUCCUAUAUUCUUCAAAGUUGAUGAAAGCAAAGUAAAAGCCGAAACAUUGCGAGACCAACUUGAUGCUACUUAUUUGUAUCUUGUUAAUCAAACAGGACCAUUGGCUACCACCGGGACUGUUCCCGUAACUGGAUUUAUAAAUUCAAAUGAAACUUCCAACAGUCCAUAUCCUGAUAUCUUAUUUCACAAUAUGUUUGCACAACGUGGAACUUCUGUAAUGGAAACAUGGCUUCAGGCUACUGAGGUAAACGAUAGAGUUGUUGAUCAAAUUCGUGAAAUCCACAAAGUCAGUCAUUUGUUUGUGGCUUUUGUAAAGCUUUUGAGACCAAAAUCAUUUGGAUAUAUUCAUUUGCAUAGUGCUGAUCCAAAGGAUCAUCCGAAAUUAUUUGCAAAUUACUUGGACCAUUCCGAAGAUAUUGAAACAAUUAUGAGAGGAAUUAAAUUCCAAAUGAAAAUGGAACAAACGGCAGCGUUCAAGGAACAAAAUGCUGAAAUGAUACAAAUAGAUCUACCUGAAUGCGAUAAGUUUGAGUUUAAAAGUGAUAACUAUUGGAAGUGUUAUAUGAAAUAUAUGUCAAAUACAGUUUAUCAUAUGGCAGGAACUGUCAAAAUGGGUCCAGAUUCAGAUUCUAGUGCUGUCUUAGACUGGAGAUUGAGAGUUAAGGGAGUAAAGGGAUUGAGAGUUGCUGAUACCAGUAUUAUGCCAAAUAUUGUUAGUGGAAAUACAAAUGGUCCAACAAUGAUGAUUGGAGAGAGAGCAGCUGAGUUUAUAAAUGAAGAUUGGAGUAAAACAAAUAAUGUCCAUACCGAGUUGUAA
This is a messenger RNA of Episyrphus balteatus (marmalade hoverfly), 2935 nucleotides long. Its product is annotated as glucose dehydrogenase [FAD, quinone]-like. The record is from RefSeq and is a predicted model, not a curated record. Lineage: Eukaryota; Metazoa; Arthropoda; Insecta; Diptera; Syrphidae. Gene Ontology annotation, molecular function: flavin adenine dinucleotide binding; ecdysone oxidase activity. The coding region runs from base 83 to 2935 and encodes 950 amino acids. The transcript is spliced from 6 exons.